Molecule: messenger RNA, 1757 nt
Organism: Bombus pascuorum
Lineage: Eukaryota; Metazoa; Arthropoda; Insecta; Hymenoptera; Apidae
Product: L-lactate dehydrogenase-like
Exons: 6
Coding region: 1-1158 (385 amino acids)
Biological process (GO): carboxylic acid metabolic process
Molecular function (GO): oxidoreductase activity, acting on the CH-OH group of donors, NAD or NADP as acceptor
Source: RefSeq, a predicted model, not a curated record
AUGGAUGACGCGGAAGUUGCCAAGAGCGAAGCUGAAACGGAGAGGGAAGAAUGCGAAGAUGAAGAACUGCCGAUCACGACCACCACGAAGAACGCGUUGAUAACGACCCAGCUUGGUCCCUGUGACGUUUAUCCGCAUCGCGUCAAAGUGUCCAUCAUCGGCGUAGGAAAGAUUGGAAUUGCCUGCGCUAUCGCGAUCUUGAUGAGAAGAAUGGCCAGCGAGGUCUGCCUGAUCGAUCACGACUCGAACAAGGCUUCCGCCGAGGCCGAGGAUAUUCAGCACGUUGGAGCUUUCCUGGGGUGUCCUCUGGUAACUGGCACAUCAGAUUUCAGUAUGGUGAAGGAAUCCGCAGUGGUGAUAAUUUGCACUCGCGAAACCGCACCUGGUGAAAGCCCAAACGUAAGACACAAUUUCAAGAUCUUCAAGAAAAUCAUACCUGCUGUAGCAAGAUUCGCAUGUAAAUCCGUUAUCCUGGUCGUUACUCAGCCGACCGAUGUGAUGUCCUACAUCGCCUGGAAACUAUCAGGAUUUCCUUCUAAUCGCGUCCUUGGUAUCGGUACACUGAUAGACUGCGCCAGGUUUCAAGACUUCGUGAGCAGAAGAUUAAACGUGGCGCGAAGUUCAGUUUCUUGUAUGGUGGUCGGAGCGCAAGGAGACAUGGCUGGUAUUUUAUACUCAAUAAUGAACAAUUAUCGUAUAUUGGACCGUGUAUCUUUUAUAGUUCCUAUAUGGUCGAGCAUCCAAGUGGGUGGAAUGAAGCUUCGGGAUAUAAAUCCUAGAAUAGGGGAACAAGACGACCCUGAGAAGUGGUACGAAAUCUCGGAGAACGUAAAGAACGUUGGUACACAACUGGAGGAGAAGAAAGGAUCGUGUUGUUGGGGCGUUGCUGUCUCUACGGCGGAAAUCGUCGAUGCAAUUGUUAGGAACACCAAAGUUGUGCUUCCGGCGUCAACGCACAUUCUCAGUUGCGCUCACGGUACGGACAAGGACGUGUACAUGUCCGUGCCCUGUGUGAUCGGUCGAGAGGGUGUGUACUGUACCGUGCGACAGAAGCUAAGCGAACAAGAGAAGUCAGCGGUGCAGACGUGUGCGGACAGUAUUCGAAGUAUACUACGGGAAUGCGGGAUUCUCCAGGAGACAAACCACGAGACGGAAUAGCGAGGAACGAGCGAAGAGAAGAAGAGGGACGUGGUAGAGUAAUCGCGAGACGGUGGACUGCGUGCUACCGGAAAUUACGCAGCAAGGAGUGCGAGAUCGAGGCGAAGGAUGUAACGUUUUAGAAGGCGUCUUCAUCAAUAACAAACGCGCGCACCUGGCGACCGGUUCUCUGUACGGGUACUCGAUCGCCAUAAUAAAUGACAGUACAGGAAUUGACUUUCUAGAAAACUAUCGUGUCCCUCGCGACAGACCGGUCGUUCGUGUAGUUUGUGUCCUAUUAUGAGCUAUUCGUGGCGUUUGUCGAUGGAUCAUCCGUGCGUUGAUCACGAGAUGCGACGUAUCUCGAUGGAAAGAUGGAGAAUGUAUCUCAAUCAGUCACAUAUAUAUACACACGCACGUAGUUGGGAUUUAUUGUAAAUUAUCAUCGUUGUAUUAUAACUUCACGUUGUUCGCUAUUUCAUUCGAGGGAAGAUCGAGGGCAGCUUUGGUAUUUACUCAACGACCGUUCGAAUAUUUCCGGCAAUAGAGUGGUGAAUGAGGAAGGAAGGGUGGUUCAUGCGGAGCGCAGUGUUCAAUUAGCAAUUUAAUAUUCGUGAUGG